This is a messenger RNA of Polychytrium aggregatum, 192 nucleotides long. Its product is annotated as large subunit ribosomal protein 29. NCBI's taxonomy places the organism in Eukaryota, Fungi, Chytridiomycota, Chytridiomycetes, Polychytriales. Gene Ontology annotation, biological process: cytoplasmic translation. Gene Ontology annotation, molecular function: structural constituent of ribosome. The record is from RefSeq and is a predicted model, not a curated record. Bases 1 to 192 code for a protein of 63 amino acids. Gene Ontology annotation, cellular component: cytosolic large ribosomal subunit; ribosome. The transcript has a single exon.
AUGCCCCAUUUGCGUGUCAUUCAGGCCAAGUCGAAGAACCACACCAACCACAACCAGAACAAGAAGGCUCACCGUAACGGUAUCAAGAAGCCCAAGAACCACAAGUACCCUUCUCUCAAGGGUGUUGACCCCAAGUUCCUGCGCAACCAGCGUUUUGCCAAGAAUGGCAUCCGCAACGGUGAGUGUCUGUGA